Molecule: messenger RNA, 485 nt
Organism: Adineta ricciae
Lineage: Eukaryota; Metazoa; Rotifera; Eurotatoria; Adinetida; Adinetidae
Source: the annotation of a GenBank genome assembly
AUGGUGCCUUCUUCAAUGAAUGUUUUAGACAUGGCGAAUUCAAGCACCCAAGAUUUAGUCGUCGAUGGGGCCGAACUGAGCCACCCAAUAACCAUUAAACGCGGUAAAACAUCUCGCAUUCAUCAGGUCGUUGCAUAUCCAACGCAAUUAACCCGAAAAACGACCAACGGUUUCGCUGAUAGUUCAACUCCACCCGAUCCGAAAACAAUUAAGAAAUGUCGAUGGCACACAGCUGGCAUCAUUCGAUUUCAUAUCAAUCCGGAAACAAAUCAAAUCUAUGAAGCACGACCCAGUCUACAUGAACUCGAAAUCACCUUAGAAUGUCUGCUCGACGAAUCCCACAAACAGCAAUUAGCUACACGGGCCGAACAAAUCUAUGGAUUGGAAUUUACAUCCGAAAACUUUGUCAUCUGUCCGUUUCAAACAUUUCUUGCACAACUAACAGUACCCAUGGACGGCGUUCCGAAAACGUACUAUGGUGUUUU